ACAGCAGGGUCUGUGUAACAUACAGGAGUGCACACACUAUAACAGCAAUCCAAUAGCUUCUGUCUGCACAGCACAGCUAGACCCACAUCCUCAGCACAUUAAUAGACCCCAAUUCAGCAAUACAAGACCUUCAGCUUCUGCACAGAUUGAACUAAGGCCUCUUUCUCUCUUCAGACACUAAAACAAAAGACCCAGCAACCACAGACACGCAUAAAUACUAGACCUGCACACACUGAAUCUACAGUACCUGUGCUCUCUCCCCCUGCAGACAUGCCAACAGAUUUCAAUGGCUACUGGAAGAUGUUAAGCAAUGAAAAUUUUGAGGAUUAUCUGAAGGCUCUUGAUGUUAACGUUGCCAUCAGGAAAAUUGCAACACUAUUAAAACCGGAUAAAGAUAUUGUUCAAAAUGGGGACCACAUGGUUAUUAAAACGCUGAGCACCUUUAGAAACUACAUCAUGGAAUUUGACGUGGGAAAAGAGUUUGAAGAGGAUUUAUCUGGGGUGGAUGAUCGCAAAUGCAUGACUACGGUGAGCUGGGAAGGUGACAAGCUGGUGUGUGUGCAGAAGGGGGAGAAAGACGGACGUGGCUGGAAACAGUGGGUGCAAGGAGAUGAGUUGCACCUGGAGAUGCGAGUGGGAGGUAUUAUGUGCAAACAGGUUUUUAAGAAGGUUCCCCAGUGACGACGACUCUGAUAGCGCAGAAGUCAACUAUCCUUAGUAGUGUAAUUAAAAGUUGUUUGUGAUUCCUCUCUUAUUACAGUAUUAUGAUUUAGGAUUUUUUUGUUUUUUUUAUGUGACUUUAGGUACCUUAAUAAAAACACUAGCUUAAGUU
Molecule: messenger RNA, 832 nt
Organism: Bombina bombina (fire-bellied toad)
Lineage: Eukaryota; Metazoa; Chordata; Amphibia; Anura; Bombinatoridae
Gene: RBP1
Product: retinol binding protein 1
Exons: 4
Coding region: 271-681 (136 amino acids)
Biological process (GO): vitamin A metabolic process; retinoic acid biosynthetic process; fatty acid transport
Cellular component (GO): nucleus; cytosol
Molecular function (GO): fatty acid binding
Source: RefSeq, a predicted model, not a curated record